AACCCUUCGCUGGUUCCCCACUCACCUUCUUGCUCUGCCCGCCCGUCGCCCCUGCAGGAGACCAUGGCGCUUACCUGCCUCCUCGUCGUCGUCCUCGGAGCCGCAUUGCCUCUACUCUUCUUCUCCCCUGCAGAGGCGGGUGUGGUGGGAGUGAACUACGGCAGGGUGGCGAACGACCUGCCGGGCCCGGCGUCGGUGGUGCAGCUGCUCAAGCAAAACGGCAUCACCAUGGUGAGGGUGUACGACACAGACCCCAAGGUGCUCACGGCCCUGGCCAACACCGGAAUCAAGGUGAUGGUGAUGCUACCUAACAACAACCUGACCGCCGCGGCCGCGAACCCGUCGUACGCGCUCCAGUGGGCGCGGAGCAACGUGGCGGCGUACUACCCCGCCACGCAGAUCCAUGCCGUCGCCGUGGGGAACGAGGUGUUCCACCGGAGGCCCGACUUGACGCCGCAGCUUGUCCCGGCAAUGACCAACGUGCAGGCGGCGCUGGCGAAGCUGGGGCUAGACGCCGCCGUGAAGGUGUCCACGCCGAUUGCGUUCACCGCACUCAAAGACACAUUCCCGCCGUCCUCAGGCAGGUUCCGGGAGGACAUCGCGCAGUCGGUGAUGAAGCCCAUGCUCGAUUUCCUCCAGCGGACCCACUCCUACCUCUCGAUCAAUCCCUACCCGUUCUUCGCCUACGCCGAUCAGCCAGACAAAAUCUCCCUCGACUACGCCCUGGGGAACUCCAACCCCGGCGUGCGCGACAACAACACCGGCCUCGUGUACUACAGUCUCCUGGAUGCCAUGCUGGACGCUACGUACUUUGCGAUGGAUAAGUUGGGACAAACGGGAUCUCUCAAUGUCAGGCAAUCGAUAGGGAGUCACUCCCACAAAUUGUAUGUUACAGAGACCGGGUGGGCAAGCGGCGGAAAACCCAAACUCGGGAAGACGCCACACAGCGGCGGGAGGCGUUUGGAGGCCGGGGAUGGAUCCCAGGCGGCCUCGGUAGCCAAUGCUCAAGCAUACAACAAUAACGUCAUCAAUCGCGUGCUGUCCGGCAAAACGGGCACCCCGCACCGCCCCCACGCCGACAUGGACGUCUACAUCUUCGCCCUUUUCAACGAGAACCAGAAGGGUGAAGGACCAGACGACAGCGAGAAAAACUUCGGCCUAUUCUACCCGAACGAGACGAAGGUGUACGAGUUCGACUUCCACGGCGGCGGCGCGUUGACGAAGAGCUGGUGCGUGGCGAAUGAGGCGGUCGGGGACGCGAGGCUGCAGGCGGCGCUGGACUAUGCCUGCGGUCACGGCGCGGACUGCAGCGCCAUCCAGCCCGGCGCGCCGUGCUUCGAGCCCAACACCAAGGUCGCGCACGCCUCGUAUGCGUUCAACAGCUACUACCAGCGCAACGGGCGGGCCCGCGGGAGGUGCGACUUCGCCGGCGCUGCCUCCGUCGUAUACCAGGCACCAAAGUAUGGAAACUGCGUUUUUCCAAUCAAGGCCUGAAUUCAACUUGAAGAAGCAACAGCCAAGUCUGAAGGCUAUGCUGCCAUCUGAUCAGUAUAUAUGAUAUUCGUAGGGAUAAACCCAUAUGAUCCUCUACUUUAAAGAGAAGUCCAGUUCUACAGAACUAGAUAAUAUAAAGCCCGGCUCCUGUAAAUCGGUUGCUUCGGCUGUAUUUGCGUCCAGACCAAUAAAGUCAGCUGGCGAUACACCUCGCUCCCCCUUUUUUUGAGGGUCUCUUCCUCUUUCUAACUACCUUCUCAAAUCUCAAUCAGUAAAUGUC
Phragmites australis (common reed) is the source of this 1774-nucleotide messenger RNA. Its product is annotated as glucan endo-1,3-beta-glucosidase 13-like. The transcript has 4 exons. Gene Ontology annotation, cellular component: plasma membrane. Gene Ontology annotation, biological process: carbohydrate metabolic process. Bases 64 to 1494 code for a protein of 476 amino acids. Lineage: Eukaryota; Viridiplantae; Streptophyta; Magnoliopsida; Poales; Poaceae. Gene Ontology annotation, molecular function: hydrolase activity, hydrolyzing O-glycosyl compounds. The record is from RefSeq and is a predicted model, not a curated record.